GAUCUUGAAGCCAAACAAGAGAAAAGAAGGUGGUCUGUUUGUCCAUGGAGGUCGAGAGUCUCAAGCCAUGGGGCACCGCCAGGAUUCUGAGGGAAGCCUUCAAGGUUCCCAGAAAAAAUGGAAGAAUCAUGUCAUUCGUCACAUUCCUCACCGUCCUCCCCCUCUCCCUUCUGAUCCUUUACCACAACGUCGUCCUCUUCCCCUACGCUCAACGAGUCGUGUCUAAAGCAUCGCUGCUGCCAAUCGACGACCCUACCAGCUCCGAAGCUGCUGCGGGAAGAGCAGAGCUCCUCCGUGCCUUGCGCUCUUUCUUUAUUGUUGAAAUUCUCUAUGGAUCAGCAAUCGGCAUCGUCACGCUGGUCGCCCUCAUGGCCACAGUGUACUCGAUCGCAGCAAUUCAUGGCCGGAAACACUUGACGCUUAGAGCUCUGUCAUGGAGGGUCGCUACAACCUGGAAGAGACCCUUGAUCACGUGGCUGUAUGUUGUGCUGAUUGUGGUGGCGUUUAUGCUCAUCUUUCUGUUCUCGGUUGGUGCAGUGGCUCUGAUGCUUAGGGAAGGGAUUGCGAUGGUUGCCGCGUCCGUCGUGCUGUCUAUAUUGGCAGUUGGCUUCUUCAUAUACUUCGCUGCCGUUUUCAUGCUGGCCUUGGCAGCAGCCAUAGUUGAAGAGAAUUGCUACGGCAUGGAAGCUCUGGGGAAGGCUGAGGUGCUCAUCAAAGGAAGAAAGAUUCAAGGCUUCUUGCUUGUGCUGGCCACCUCCCUCUGUGGUGUCGUCAUCCCUUGGCUUUGGAAUUUGAUCACGGCUACGAAGUUGGAGCUUAGAAUUGGGGUACAAAUUGUUCUUGUCUGCUUAUUUAGUUUUGUGAAACUGUGGACUUUUAUUGUCUUCACUCUUUUCUACUGUGAGUGUAAGAGGGGCCAUGGAGAAAAGUUGGAGAUGGAAGGUCUGGCUGACGAGGAACCCAAGUAUGCAGCUUUAUCUGCUAAGGUCUGACUUUGGUAUCGGCUUCUGUUCAUACGCGUGGAUAAAUAAGGUAACCCGGGAGGUUUAGUAUGUGGAGGUGGCAAUGUUGUGUAGUAUUAUAGCAGUGUUCUAAAAAUAUUAUGUACCAUUGUUCCGGGCCUUUCAUUUGGAUAAACUUAACGUGAAAAUUAAAGAAUGGCGUUCUAGAUAUAA
Nymphaea colorata (pocket water lily) is the source of this 1175-nucleotide messenger RNA. RefSeq lists its product as uncharacterized. The record is from RefSeq and is a predicted model, not a curated record. NCBI's taxonomy places the organism in Eukaryota, Viridiplantae, Streptophyta, Magnoliopsida, Nymphaeales, Nymphaeaceae. Bases 45 to 992 code for a protein of 315 amino acids. The transcript has a single exon.